UACUCCUGAGGACGUCGCCGACAGUGCCUAAGGCCUCGUGGAUAAAUUUGAUCGCUAUCAGACGCCGUCGGCGUCUAAGCCCACCUAUUUCAGGGGCAAUCUCGGCCCGCUUUCACACUAGCUCGCUGCCCUGCAGCCCCGCCCCUUCCUGGGGGCUCCGCCCCCCGUGAAUCAGCUGAUCUCAGGGACCCGCUGGGCUGAGAAGCUCGCGUCGGAUGCAGACUGCGGUGCUGCCGGUGGAGCGUCAGGUCUUUAUAUACUUUUCGCAAAGAAGAAAUGAUUUGGUGAUGGAGUUCUCCCCUUGACCGAUGGACUCAAAGAAGAGAAGCUCAACAGAAGCAGAAGGAUCCAAAGAAAGAGGCCUGGUCCAUGUGUGGCAGGCAGGAUCCUAUUCUGUAACACCAGAGAGACUGCCAGGCUGGGGAGGAAAGACUGUUCUUCAAGCAGCCCUUGGAGUGAAGCAUGGAGUUCUUCUGACUGAAGAUGGUGAGGUCUACAGCUUUGGGACUCUUCCCUGGAGAAGUGAACCAGCAGAGAUUUGUCCGAGUAGCCCCAUUCUAGAAAAUGCCCUGGUUGGGCAAUAUGUUGUUACUGUGGCAUCAGGGAGUUUCCACAGUGGAGCAGUGACAGAAAGUGGCAUAGCGUACAUGUGGGGGGAGAACUCUGCAGGCCAGUGUGCAGUAGCUAACCAGCAGUAUGUUCCAGAACCGAAUCCUGUCAGCAUUUCUGAUUCUGAGACCAGUUCUUUGUUAGCCGUCAGGAUUUUGCAGUUGGCAUGUGGUGAGGAGCACACACUGGCAUUGUCAUUAAGCAGAGAGAUUUGGGCAUGGGGUACUGGUUGUCAGUUGGGUCUCAUUACCACCGCCUUCCCGGUGACAAAGCCACAAAAGGUGGAACAUCUUGCCGGGCGAGUAGUGCUACAGGUUGCCUGUGGUGCGUUCCACAGCUUAGCACUCGUACAGUGCCUCCCUUCCCAGGAUCUGAAGCCAGUCCCGGAAAGAUGCAACCAGUGCAGCCAACUCCUAAUUACGAUGACUGACAAAGAAGACCAUGUGAUUAUAUCAGACAGUCAUUGUUGCCCAUUAGGUGUGACACUGUCAGAAUCCCAGGCAGAGAACCAGGCCGGCACUGCCAUCAGCCCCUCCACUGAAACCCUUGACAGUCAGGGAGAAGUAUUCGAGCACACGCUUGGAGAAAAUGAUCUGCCUGUUGCUACUGACACGAACGUUGGAAAUGUUCAGACCACAGGUGGUGAUGCCAUUCCCUCCCAACAAGACAUCGUGGGAACAACUGAAGUUUCUUCUGCCAGAAAUGUGCCAUCGUACCCUGAUACUCAGGCAGUAAAUGAAUACAUGCAAAAACUGUCAGAUCAUUCAGUAAGAGAGAACUCAGAGAACGGCGAAAAGCCAAUGCCAUCUCAGCCUCUUGUAGAAGAAGCAGUUCCCAAUCUUCUCAGCCCACCAACCACAAGCACCUCAGCCCUAAACAGCCUAGUAGUCUCUUGUGCAUCUGCUGUUGGUGUGAGAGUGGCUGCUACAUAUGAAGCUGGGGCCUUGUCUCUUAAGAAAGUUAUGAACUUUUAUAGUACAGCCCCUUGUGAACCUGGAACUCAGGCAGGCAGUAGUUCCAUAGGCCCCGAAGGUCUGAAAGAUAGCAGAGAAGAACAGGUUAAACAGGAAUCAAUGCAAGGAAAGAAGAGUUCAAGUCUUGUGGAUAUCCGAGAAGAGGAAUCAGAGGGAGGCAGCCGAAGACUCUCCCUCCCUGGCUUGUUGUCCCAAGUUUCCCCCAGGCUCUUAAGAAAAGCUGCACGGGUAAAAACACGGACAGUGGUUCUGACUCCUACAUACAGUGGAGAAGCAGAUGCACUCCUGCCUUCUCUGAGAACAGAGGUGUGGACCUGGGGGAAAGGGAAGGAAGGACAGCUGGGACAUGGUGAUGUUCUGCCUAGGCUUCAGCCACUGUGUGUAAAAUGUCUGGAUGGUAAAGAAGUAAUCUAUCUGGAGGCAGGUGGUUACCAUUCUCUUGCACUUACUGCGAAAUCCCAGGUUUACUCAUGGGGUAGCAAUACCUUUGGUCAACUUGGGCAUUAUGAUUUUCCAACAACAGUUCCUCGUCUUGCAAAGGUGAGCAGUGAAAAUGGAGUCUGGAGUGUAGCUGCAGGCCAGGAUUAUUCCCUGUUUUUAGUGGAUACAGAAGACUUCCAGCCUGGGUUAUAUUACAGUGGCCGACAGGACCCUGCAGAAGGUGACAAUCUUCCAGAGAAUCACAGUGGUACUAAGACUCCAGUACUUCUCUCCUGUAGUAAGCUCGGAUAUAUAAGCAGAGUGACAGCAGGAAAAGAUAGCUAUCUAGCUUUGGUGGACAAAAAUGUUAUGGGAUAUAUUGCCAGUCUCCAUGAGUUGGCUACUACAGAAAGACGAUUCUAUUCAAAACUAAGUGACAUCAAAUCUCAGAUUCUCAGGCCUCUUCUCAGUUUAGAAAAUUUGGGCACUGCAAGUACAGUCCAGCUGUUGCAGGAGGUGGCAAGCCGUUUCAGCAAGCUGUGUUACCUAAUUGGUCAGCAUGGAGCCUCACUGAGCAGCUUCCUUCAUGGGAUAAAGGAGGCCAGGAGUUUGGUCAUUCUGAAGCAUGCAAGUCUCUUCUUGGAUAGUUAUACAGAGUAUUGCACAUCUAUUACAAAUUUCCUGGUUAUGGGAGGAUUCCAGCUUCUUGCUAAGCCUGCCAUUGAUUUCCUAAAUAAAAACCAGGAGCUAUUGCAAGAGUUAUCAGAAGUAAAUGAUGAAAACACCCAAUUGAUGGAAAUACUGAAUACGCUGUUUUUCUUGCCAAUCAGACGACUUCAUAAUUAUGCUAAAGUUUUGCUAAAGCUUGCUACCUGUUUUGAAGUGACAUCUCCAGAGUACCAGAAACUACAGGAUUCCAGUUCUUGUUAUGAGUCUCUUGCUCUCCAUCUCGGCAGGAAAAGGAAAGAAGCUGAAUACACACUGGGCUUCUGGAAGACCUUUCCCGGGAAAAUGACGGAUUCCUUGAGGAAGCCAGAGCGUCGGCUGCUCUGUGAGAGCAGUAACCGAGCCCUAUCUCUGCAGCAUGCUGGGAGGUUUUCUGUGAAUUGGUUCAUUCUCUUUAACGAUGCCCUAGUCCAUGCCCAGUUCUCCACACAUCAUGUUUUCCCUUUGGCCACGCUAUGGGCAGAGCCACUUUCUGAAGAAGCUGGUGGUGUGAAUGGCUUAAAGAUAACUACACCUGAGGAGCAGUUCACUCUCAUUUCAUCAACACCCCAGGAAAAGACUAAGUGGCUACGGGCUAUAAGCCAAGCUGUGGAUCAGGCUUUGAGGGGGACAUCUGACCUUCCACCUUAUGGAAGUGGCAGCAGUAUUCAGAGGCAGGAACCACCCAUUUCACGCAGUGCCAAGUACACUUUCUAUAAGGAUCCUCGCCUGAAGGAUGCAGCCUAUGAUGGACGCUGGCUUUCAGGGAAGCCUCAUGGCAGAGGGGUUUUGAAGUGGCCAGAUGGAAAGAUGUAUUCUGGCAUGUUCAGGAAUGGCUUGGAAGAUGGAUAUGGAGAAUACAGAAUUCCAAACAAAGCAUUGAACAAAGAAGACCAUUAUGUGGGCCAUUGGAAAGAAGGAAAAAUGUGUGGUCAAGGAGUCUAUAGUUAUGCCUCUGGUGAAGUGUUUGAAGGCUGUUUUCAAGAUAACAUGCGUCAUGGUCAUGGUCUCCUGAGAAGUGGAAAAUUGACUUCCUCUUCUCCCAGCAUGUUCAUUGGCCAAUGGGUAAUGGAUAAGAAAGCAGGAUAUGGUGUCUUUGAUGAUAUCACUAGGGGGGAAAAGUAUAUGGGAAUGUGGCAAGAUGACGUAUGUCAAGGGAAUGGUGUGGUAGUUACCCAGUUUGGAUUAUACUAUGAAGGCAACUUUCACCUUAAUAAAAUGAUGGGAAAUGGGGUUUUACUUUCCGAAGAUGAUACUAUAUAUGAGGGAGAAUUUUCAGAUGACUGGACUCUUAGUGGAAAGGUGGGAAACUUUCUUCUUCCUCUAAUACAAUCUUCUACUAAUUUUUUCUUGACCUUUAAAAAAAGCUACCUUACCAUAAAAUUCACCUGUUUUAAGAUCUUACUGAAUCGUAAGCAUUCUUUAUAUAUUCUGGAUAGGGGAACUGCCAUUUCGUGCUUGCAUAGUUGUCAUCAGCAUCCUCUGGAGACCAAAAGGAAGUGGCACCACAAUUUUGAAGUACUUCCAGAGACAUUAAGUCGUUCGCAGACUCAGACACUAGAGAGUUUGGAAUUCAUUCCUCAGCAUGUUGGUGCCUUCUCUGUGGAGAAAUAUGAUGAUAUCAAGAAAUAUUUAAUAAAGGCCUGUGACACUCCUCUGCACCCCCUGGGCAGGCUUGUGGAGACACUGGUUGCAGUUUAUAGAAUGACAUAUGUGGGCGUGGGAGCCAAUCGCCGGUUACUGCAGGAGGCUGUGAAGGAGAUUAAGUCUUACCUUAAGCGAAUUUUCCAGCUGGUGAGAUUCUUAUUUCCUGAGCUUCCUGAAGAGGGCAGCACAAUUCCUCUCUCUGCUCCUCUCCCAACGGAAAGGAAAUCCUUUUGUACUGGGAAGUCAGAUUCCAGAUCUGAAUCGCCAGAGCCAGGUUAUGUGGUAACAAGUUCUGGGUUACUGCUUCCUGUACUACUACCUCGGCUCUACCCGCCACUGUUCAUGCUCUAUGCCCUGGAUAAUGAUCGCGAGGAAGACAUUUACUGGGAAUGUGUUCUACGACUGAAUAAGCAGCCAGAUAUUGCUCUCCUGGGCUUCCUUGGGGUACAGAGGAAAUUUUGGCCAGCGACCUUGUCAGUCCUUGGAGAGAGUAAAAAGGUUUUGCCAGCUACAAAAGAUGCUUGUUUUGCCUCAGCUGUAGAAUGUCUGCAGCAGAUCAGCACAACAUUUACCCCGUCAGACAAACUUAAGGUCAUCCAACAGACUUUUGAAGAGAUCUCUCAGAGUGUCCUGGCAUCACUUCAGGAAGACUUUUUGUGGUCCAUGGAUGACUUGUUUCCUGUUUUCUUAUAUGUGGUGCUACGGGCCAGGAUUAGGAAUUUAGGCUCUGAGGUACACCUCAUUGAGGAUCUAAUGGACCCAUAUCUUCAGCAUGGGGAACAGGGUAUAAUGUUCACCACCUUGAAGGCAUGUUACUACCAGAUCCAGCGUGAGAAGCUUAACUAGGAUGCACAACAGCUUGACAACUGGAUUAUCUGUAGGAUGCUUUAGCACCAUCUGGCGUCUUCCUAUAGUGGCAAAAAAGAAUGGUGUUGAAAUUAGGGCGUUGUGUUAUUUUGGUGGUUAUUUCGGAGCCUUACUAAUGAUGAUAGCCCUGAGCCCAGAAAAAAAAAAAAGACUAUGAUUUAAAGGGAGGGUUGAAAAGGAGAUCAAAUUCAAUUAAACCAGUUAAGUCCCCCAAAUAUCAUACAUUUACUGUUUGGAAAAAGGACAUCCCCUCCUACAGUAAGGAGUAUGCCAGCUACGUGAAGUUGUAAGAAGAAUUCUCAGUACAGCUUCUUACAUUAAAGAAGUUAAUAAUUUUUUUGAGUUUCAGGUUUGCCUGCAGUUACCCCAGACCCCUUUGCAAGGAGCAGAUUGUACUUGAAACUACAGUAGCCACACUAUGCCUUCCUGAAUUCCUUGCAGUCACGUGUGCAUCAUGCUUCUUUGCUGAGGGAGGGGAAAGAGGACCUUCUAAAACUGCAGUUUUAACUUUUUCUAAGCUUUUCCACCAGGGUAUUCAUGAUGGGAGAGGUUCUAUGCAGUGACUACCGCACCCCGACCCCAAACAUGGAACACAUAUAAAUAGGAGUCUUCUGCCUCCUGACUAGAAAGAACAUAGGAGUUUUGUUCGUGGAUUCCUUUCAGUGCUAUGGAGUGAAUACACUGGAAUUCAAACACUGACUCUGAGCUGCUAUGGAACCUCACUCGUCCGUGUGCAAAUGCUGUAUUGCGAGGCCUGUGAAUGAGAGCCCGAAGAGCUUUUGCAUGUGGGCUGUGUUUUGGAGCAGGACUAAAUUCUGGGAAAUACCGAAGCAAGGAACUGCAUCCAUCCUUGACCUAGUGUUCUGGUUCUUCCCUGUACCUCGCACUGAACUCACAGAGGGGAAGAAAAAGGAAACAAGCUUUGGCUUUUCCCAUCUCAAAAGUAUUGUAACACUUCAACAUUUUAGUGUUUUGCCUUUCACCUUUUUUUUUUUUUAAUGUCCUGUUGUAAAUGGUUGGUUUACACUGUACAAGUAACACUAGUAGCUGUUUUGAAUAACAUAGGUGCUCUUUCUCAUCUCAUCUCCUACACACCAUGGUGAGCAUAUGGAGUAUCCUCCAGAUUUAUGUUAACAUCAGCAGGUGUUAAUCAAUUUUAAAAAAGGAUCAUGGUUUCUGCUCUACUUUAUAAUCAAGACAUGUUUAUUAAAAUACUGUUUCGGAAUGUUGGCUGUAAUGUAACAGCAAUUUUCAUAAUAAAAGACAUUCAUCUCUA
This is a messenger RNA of Leptonychotes weddellii (Weddell seal), 6498 nucleotides long. Lineage: Eukaryota; Metazoa; Chordata; Mammalia; Carnivora; Phocidae. The record is from RefSeq and is a predicted model, not a curated record.